Carassius carassius (crucian carp) is the source of this 1459-nucleotide messenger RNA. RefSeq lists its product as uncharacterized. The coding region runs from base 251 to 1459 and encodes 402 amino acids. Lineage: Eukaryota; Metazoa; Chordata; Actinopteri; Cypriniformes; Cyprinidae. The record is from RefSeq and is a predicted model, not a curated record. The transcript is spliced from 5 exons.
UGGCGAAGUGGUCGUUUGGUGACGGUCCUCCAAUGUGCUCGUGGGCUAUUUGGAAUCCAAAUGCGCCUUCACGAAGUGGAGUACGGUACAGCAUACCGAGGGGUGUAAACAUCCACGACGUGUUUCGAGAAAAAGGGGUAACUGUUCAUUUCGAGGCAGUAGUUCUGGAGGACUUCUGUAAAUUUAACACUAUUUUGGGAGGUGGGAAGAGGAAGAAUGAAAGAGGUCUUCCAACAGAGCGGUCGCAAUCAUGAACGGUGCCCUGUACAUUUCGUUUUUCCAAGGUCAGCUGGAGUCCGCGCUGGAGCAGGUUGUGCAGCUCUCCGUUCAGGAAAUCACCAACACCGUUGGGACCACUUUGAAUUCAAUGCUAUUGGAAACGGCCACCAAAGAGCAGGAAAACCAGCGUUUGAGGGCUACCCUUCAGUCUCGGGGAGGGAACGGGAAAAGCAAUGCGUCUAAAGGAAAAACAGACACGAACGAUGAAACAAAGCAACACACCCCCGGUCUGAGCCCUGGAUGUGGCGUUCAAUCCGAGACGCUCAGGCGUGAACAGAAAGCGCGAGCAGUUGGUCAGUUAAAAUCUGUUAUGGAACACGUGCUGGAAUUCGCCAUUUGUGAGCUGACUAAAAUCGUGGAAGACAGCUUUGACGACCUGCUCUCGGAGUUCACCAAGAAGGAGCGGGAAAACCAGAUAUUGAAAUGGCAGUUACUGGACAAGAACAUGAUGGAGGACAGUGAUGGGGCUGCUGUGGAAACGGAGGGCCGCAAAAAUGACUCCGCCUUUCCGAGCAGUUCCAGAGUAGAAAAGCAAGAGUCGAAAGGCCUGCAGGAUCAGUCACUCAAAAAAGAGUGUGAAAAGGAAAAAACUGAAACCACAAAUGAACCAGGUAAGCAGACUGUCAUCGAGGUGGCUCAGAACUGGGUGCCCAUCCUGGACAAAGUCUUCGGGCAGAAGUGGUGCAGUGACCUCUGGCAGAUCAAAGAGGUCACCAGCAGUAAAGGGGAGUGCACCGGGCUGAGCUCGGGCUCGGUGACUGACAUGGACAGCUUAAUUCGAGAGACGCUCAUGCCAUCUUGCCUGGCCACUCAGAGGAAGCUGGAGCUUGAGGUGGGGCAGCCACCAUGGUUGCCUCUAGACGAUAUGGAGGUUGUUUCUCUAACCUCUGAGACCGAAGGCGUUCCUGUCAUCAGCUCAUCAGGUGAUGACUCUCAAAUCAGAUCCCCGUCAAUGUUGCAAAGACUCCUGACGCUUCCUUCCCAGCUGCUCAAGGAUGACGAGGAGUCCAUGGAUGCCGUUCCCAGUCUGGAAGUGUCCAAAGACCCAGCUGAUCCGCAAGACGGUAAGGGCUCAAAGAGUGACCAGAUGAAUAAGAAAGAGGAUGAAGACGAGGAGGACGACGAAGAGGAUAAUGAGACGAUGGACAGGACUGAGUCCUUGAAACACAAAGUGACUUGA